UGUUAUAGAUGAACCAAGUGAUGAUGUCAAUGAUUGCAAUUAAAUAUUUGUAUGGGGCAGUCAUAUUGUAUUCUAAAUACGAAGAAUUCGAGCUGAAAAAAAAUAAUUGUAUUACAACAUUCAGCGUCUUUCCCAAAGAAUAUGAAAUAACCUUUGAAGUUUUUUUAAGCUCGUUUAGUGAUGGAAACGAAUAUUGUCAUUGUGCAAAUUUAUUUCGUUUUACCAACGGUAAUGAUGAUCAUAAUAGUUACGGAAAUAGACUUUUGGCUGUAUGGUAUUUUGAUACUAAAGAAUUACAAUAUCAUUCAUCUAUUAAUGGUUACACACACCAAGCUAAACCUGCUCCUUACAGCACGGGGUGGCAAAAGUUUAAUAUAAGUCAAUUAUUAUUUCGUGGAGCCUAUAUUUCCACUCUUCAAGUUAAUAAUGUUACAAUAUCUUCAGUUAUAAAUAAUGAUGCUAGAGAAUUUUUCAAUGUGAAUUUGUUUUUUUCUGAUCCGUAUUAUUUAACGCAACCUGGCUACGCAAAAAAUAUUUUAGUUACAAGAGGAUGUUCAGAAAGCAACUUGUACUGCCAACCUCAGUUGAAUAUGCAAUUUAAUUGGCUAUUAAUUGAAAAUUUUUUGGACAUCAGUUUUCAAAUAAGCUACAACGAUUCAAAAGAACAUGCAGUUAAUGUUGUUUGGGAAUAUUUUCUACCGCCUUUUAUAACGCUGCAAUCUGAAAAUAUAUCAUCGGAAAUUACAAAAUUAAAUACAAGCAAACUAAAAUAUACAAUUCUAAUUCUGCCAAAUAAUGAAGUCAAUCAAAGAAUUACGGUUAAAAUAAGCAAUACUAGGUGUUUAUCUGAUGGCUCAUACACAAUUGAAAUUCCCAUAAAACUCUCUUUUGAAAACAAUGCAUCAUCAUCAUGGAAAUUAUUUCGAACUAUAAAUGAACCUUUUAAAGAAAACUGUAAAAAGCUAGUUUUGCCAAUUGAUCAAAAUCAUGCAACAGGAUAUUACGGUCGAGGUAUAUACUGCGACAACAUUAACUCUCAAAUGUAUCUCUGUAUUAACCAAUAUGUCACAAAUUUACAAAAACCUGCAUGUUUCAUUUCAAAAGAUGAUGGGUUGUACUGGCAAGCAAUAGAUGUGCGCAUUGGAGCAAUUCUUGGACAUGUUUUAAAUAAACAACUAUAUGCAAUACACAGAAACCAAAAGUUGUAUUUAAUGUUUCAUGAAGUAUUUAAAAAGUGGUUGGUUGUAACAAACGAUGAUUUUAAAACUAAAAUCAUAAACAAACUUGAUUGGUCAAAAUUACAAUCUUUUGAGGAAGAUAUGGAACUUAAUGUAACAUAUGGAACAAAGCAGUGGAUGGGAAACAAUAAUGGGUUACACAUCAAAAACCUGACUACCAAUAGCUGGUUUCUAAGAUUUAAAUGGAAUGUUUAAUACCAAUAUUUAAAGUUAUAUAACAUAGAGAUUGUCAAACACUUUAUUAACUUUUUUUGCAUA
Messenger RNA from Hydra vulgaris (swiftwater hydra), 1496 nucleotides. RefSeq lists its product as uncharacterized. NCBI's taxonomy places the organism in Eukaryota, Metazoa, Cnidaria, Hydrozoa, Anthoathecata, Hydridae. The record is from RefSeq and is a predicted model, not a curated record.